AUGCUCCAACUUAAUCAGCCGGCACUCUGUCCACUCAGCUGUGUUUUGUUGUGUGUAUUCAGAGACAACAGAUCAGCUAAAACAGUAGCAGAAACUACCAGCUGUCCUUUGUUUUCUGCUCUGCCAUAUAUAAUAACGUCUCUGUCUUUGGUGUAUAGCUCCUCAAAACACCUCUCCACCUUGACUAACUUUUCCAAGCACUCAUUAGCGGACUGGCUGAAGUAUGGAGGGUGUGAGGCGGGCUCGCAGAUUACCCCCUGUAAAGUAGCACACCUCAGGUAAUCACACUAAUGAAUUCAAGCAUCCCCCAUAUUCCUUUCUCCUUUUCCCUUCCCUCUCUUUCUCCCUUUCUUCCACAGUGGCGGGCCCGCACAAGAAGUGCCGAACAACAAAGAAGUGUUUGUUUGCAUAACAUUAGCCCCGCACGCUCACACACAGUGGCUGGGGCCUGACUGCAGGACUGACUGGAGGCUUCCCAUGAACACAGGUGGAGCAGGGCGAGCAUCACUGGGACCAAUUAGAGCAGAGCUCAGGUACAUUAGCAUGUUUGAGUGGAGCAGGCAGGCAUGGGGAUUGGUAGGCCUUACAAAAUGCACAAAGACAUGACCACGGACUAGUGUGUGUGUGUGUGUUGUCUCCAGUGCCAUAACUGGCAUAUGUGUGACAAAUGACCUCCAGUCUGCUGCUGUCACUGCUCAUCCUGCUCUUUCUGUCUCAAUGAAUCAAAUAUUUCCCGACUGAAGCUUUCUUCACAUUUAAGCUCUUUGGAUUAUUUUUAUAACUGAAUACAAAUAAAACUAUGUGCUACUAUUCUAAAGAUAAAUGUCAGAAAGUGAGGUCCGAUUAAUUCAAGUUUGUCAUCAUAUUGGAAAACAAGUAAAGUAAUCGUCUAAGAUGUGAUUGGUACAUUAUACUUUUGUAGAAUUUUGCAGAUUUUCACAGAAAAAUUUGCCAUCCUAAUGAUGAUGUUAUAAAAUAUGGUAUGAAGAUAGAGUCUGAAUCAAACAGUGCCAUCCUUGUAUCCUCAACAGAUCCACUUCAAGUUAUUGCAGCAAUACAUGAAUUUAAAGCAAGUUCCUGAGAUGAUUUUUACUACCAGUGUAAAUUAAAGAUAAAAACAUGUUAAGAGUUGAGGAUUCAAGUCUGGAUGUACAACUUCUCCUCUGUCAUCCUCUCCUAGUUGGACAAGCCCAGAUUACAGCCACAGGGACUAUGACGGAUCAAAAAGUUCAUCUAAAGUUUCUUCUGGGUGUUUGAUCUUUUGACCUUUGAAAGUGAUUCCCCACACCCUGUACAGGCCGUCGCAUCUCAAAACUCAUACUCUCUGCUGUGGCUGCCCAGAGCUGUUGGUCAUAGGUGAGGGUCAAAACUUGAGACUUGUGAUUGACCUAACAGAGCUUACUGCUUCUACAACAUAGUAGAAACUUUGACCCCAAUGAGGAGAAGCUUAGGAAUGUAUUUUAGCCAGUUAGCAUGUGCUCUGUGGAUGUGAUAGAUUGGAAAGACAAAGAUUUCACUUUGUGUAUUUCUUUGGUUAAGGGAUUUAGGUUUGUUGUAUAUUCUACAUUAAAUGUAUCCACCCGAAGAUACAGAAAGCUUUUGUUUUAGUCAGGCUGAACUGCAGAGAUUAAGUUCAGUAACAUUUAUCAUAGAGGUAAGAUUAAAAUUUACAGUCAAACCUAGAAAGAAAACUAUCUGGAUAUAAAUAUUCCUGUCCUUUCAAACAGCCCCUGGUACUCUGUAGAGACCGUUGAGAUGGUAGACUCAGACACUUCAUCUCAGUCAUAAAUGACACCAUUGGACACUGUAAUAAAGUUAAUAGCAACAGUUUCAUAUUUCUCUUGUGCUUAACCUCCAUCUGUCUGUACGGUACAGGUGAGAUUUAUUGUCUCGUGAGUUAAGACAAAUGGACGCUCACCUACAUCCACACAAGCACACACAGAUCAGUGAGCUGUGGGGCGAAGCACUUCAUCACAGCCGCCCACCGAGGCCAGUGGGCAGGAAAACUGAGCAAAGAACUGCACUCAGGUCACUGUCAGAUGCUUUGAUGUAUUACUUGUGUGUCCUCUGCGAGCCAGUGAGAGCUGUGCAGACAAAAUAAACAUUUGGUUUUUAGGCUGUUUACCAUAAAGUAGUUUAUGUACCCCUAUAUGUACGCUGUCUUCACUAUGACUUAAUACAACAUGCAGUAAUCUGAGUGCAUUACAACAAGUAUCACUGUUAGAUAAAACUACACCAGCAUUGUAGCAUCAUUUCUUGCCACUAGGUGGCAGCAAAAUGUCAAAGACUGUGACUUUUUAUGGUGUGAGAAACAACCAGGUGAGAUAUUCAGCAGCAGACAGUUUCUUAUAUACAUUUUCAGCUGUAGCUCGACAUUAACGUAGUGUUUCUUUCAAUGGUUGUUUUUACAGUCAAUUUUCAGACUAUUGUAAAAAGGAGGGGUAAAUUGUUGUGAAUAAGUUGUAAUUGAAACACUCAAUAGUGGAUGAUUCCCCCAGCUUGCAUGUGCGUAUAAGACUUCUCCACUAGAUGGUGCUGCUAACAUUACAAAUGUUACUUCUCAAUUCAAACCUGCACUCUCAGAGAAAAUCCACUGAGGUAAAGUUUGGCCAUUACACUGUUGUAGAAUGAGAUACUUGUAAAUAACAGAGCAAAAGCAGACAUAAUCCAAUGCAGCAAUCAAACUGAGAUGACGACAGUAAUGGACAAAUCAUUGAACAAAUGUUUUGUAUAUUGGCUUUGGUUAUAUAUUUACAUGAGAGAUGUGUCAUGAAAGGAUUCAUCUGUAGUUUGCUGGUAGUUAUGGCAAUUAGUAUUCCAACAAGGUUAGACAAGAUAUCAGGCACAAGGAGUUGUGAAAUAGUCAUAAACACACAAAACACCCUCCUUGCUUGGACUGGAUUGUUUUCUCUCCGCUACAUCACCUGCUGCAAUAAUUCAAAAAGUACAGUCAGAUAGGAGAUUAUUUGAUUUUUUUGUGUGUCACAUGUUCAACAAUCUAUGCUCUAUUAUGCUCUAUAAAACAAUUAUUUGUCAAAAAACAGUAAAACAAAAAAAAGUUGCCUUGGUGUGGUCAUGGAAUAUCAUACAUCAGCAAAAAUGCACAUCUGCAGGACUCAAACUGGAGGUUUGACUCACCCGAGUAAGAAGAAAUAGAUGAAUAAAACCUUAAAUACUCUCUGCAGACUCCAUGUUAAAUCUUGAUAGAUAGAUAGAUAGAGAGAUAGAUGCUGCAGGUAAGUAAGUAUGAAACAGGAAGAUAAUAUUUUAAUGUAAAAUUACACACAACACUGCUGAGAAGUCAAGCUCUUUGUGUUUUUGUGCAGAUAUGAUUAA
Messenger RNA from Xyrichtys novacula (pearly razorfish), 3336 nucleotides. The record is from the annotation of a GenBank genome assembly. NCBI's taxonomy places the organism in Eukaryota, Metazoa, Chordata, Actinopteri, Labriformes, Labridae.